UAACAAACCUAAUCGCACGAUAAUAAAUAUUUUAAUAUUACUUGAACAUAAAACAAUUAAAUAAUUUUAAGAAAUAUGAAAUGAAAUUUAAUAUAACCUUCAUUAUAAAGUAGUCAUUGGAUAUCUUAGUUUAAUAGUAAAAACAUUACGAUAUUAUAAACUUACUCUACACAUUAUAGUGGUAAAUUUAUAAUGUCUAGAGUCAUUAUAAAGAACUUGCCAAAGGAUAUAACAGAUGAACAAAUUCGGAAAACUUUUAGCCAAAAAGGGAUCAUUACUGAUGUUCAAUUAAAAUUUACAAAAGAAGGUAAAUUUCGACAUUUUGCUUUUGUUGGAUAUCAAAGUAAAGAAGAAGCAAAAGCAGCUUUAGAAUAUUUUGAUAAUUCAUUCUUAAAAUCUGCUCGAAUUAAAGUUGAGCAAUGUGCUGAAUUAGGCGAUGAAAAAAAAGUAAAAUCUUGGAGUAAAUAUUCAUUAGAUUAUAAAACUAUAAAAAAAGAAAAUAUCAUAAAAGAUCUUCCAAAUAUUAAUGAUCCCAAAAAAAAAAAUAUAAAAUUAAAACCUGAGAUUGAAGAAAAAUUGAAAUUGCACCUUGAUGAUCCAUUAUUUGUUGAAUAUUUGGAAGUUCAUGGACAAGAUAAAAUUUUAGAAAAAAUUAAUGAAGGUAAUAGAGAUACUCCUAAUGAAAAUGAAGUAGAAAAUGAUCCCACAGAAAAAAUUGCUGAUGCCGAUAUAUCUGAUUUUGAGUAUUUAAAAAUUAAAAGUGGAAAAUUGCCUAGUGGUGAAGAAUUUAAAAAAAAAACUCCUAAAAAAGAAUUCUAUACUGUUAUUUUGCGUGGUUUACCAUAUAAAAUUAAAAAAUCAAUGUUAAAAGAGUUUUUUAAACCAUUAAAACUUGAUUCUAUUCGAUUGCCGCCUAAAAUUAAAGGUGUAGCAUAUGUUGGCUUUAAAAAACAAAGUGACUUUGAUCAAUGUUUAUUAAAAAAUAAAAGUUUUAUAAACGGUAAACAAAUUUUAAUGUUUCCUAUAAAAACUGAAUAUAACCAACAAAAUGUAGAAAAUAGUGAAGAACUUAGUAAUCCAGAAUGGAAAAAACAAUCGGAUAGUUUAAUUAAUGAAGAAUGUAUUGCAGAUUCAGGUCGAAUUUUUGUUAGAAAUUUGCCCUACAUAACAACUGAAGAUGAACUUCAAAAUCUAUUUGAAAAAUUUGGUCCUGUUACAGAAGCUAUAAUUCCAGUUGAUAAAAUAUCACGUCAAGUUAAAGGUUUUGGCUUGAUAACUUAUUUAAUGCCCGAACAUGCUGUAAAAGCUUACACUGAAUUAGAUGGUACUAUUUUCCAUGGUAGAAUGUUACAUUUGUUGCCUGGAAAAGCUAAAGAGUCAUUAGAGUCAGAAAAUUCCUAUAAAGAAGGUAGUUCCUUUAAAAAAAAAAAAAUGGCAAAAUUAAAGUCAGAAGCAGGAUUGUCUAACAAUUGGAAUAGCCUGUUUUUAGGACAAAACGCAGUUGCUGAUAUUAUAGCUAAAACAUAUAAUACCACUAAAGAUAAUGUUUUAACAGGUGAUAAUGCUGCUGUACGAUUAGCUCUUGGAGAAUCUCAAAUUGUUUCUGAUACCAAAUCUUAUCUAGAAAACCACGGUGUUAUGCUAAAUGUUUUUAAUCAAACUAUAGUCAAUAGAAGUAAAAAUAUUAUACUUGUUAAAAAUUUACCAGCCAAUACAACAGAGUUGGAGAUAAAGGAUUUAUUUUCUAAAUAUGGACUUGUCCAAAAAGUAGUUUUGCCACCUAGUGGGGUAACAGGUCUUGUUGAGUUUGUACAAAAUUCUGAAGCAAAAUCAGCUUUUCGUCAAUUAGCAUAUUCAAAAUUUAAAAGUUUACCAUUAUAUUUAGAGUGGGCACCAGACAAAGUGCUUUCCAUCAGUAAUGCUGAGAAUAAAGAUAAUGAUGAUAAAACACCAAGAGAAGAUGAUGUUGAUACACCUGAACUAGAUACCACAUUAUUUAUUAAAAAUAUAAAUUUUGAAACUACUGAAGAAAGUAUUAAAAAACAUUUUGGAUCAUGUGGAAGAAUUGCUAAUGUUACUAUUGCUCGAAAAAAAGAUCCUAAAAAUCCUGGCCAAUUAUUGAGUAUGGGAUAUGGGUUUAUUCAAUUUUUUAAGCAAAAAUCACUCAUGGAAGCUUUAAAACAUAAACAAUUUUCUAUGUUGGAUGAUCAUUCUAUUGAAUUAAAACGAUCAAAUAGAACUUUGCAAAAUACUGAAAUAAAUAAUCGUAAAGAAACUAAAUUUUAUCAAGAAAGUACCAAAAUUCUUGUAAGAAACAUACCAUUUCAAGCUAGUAUUCAAGAGGUUAUUGAAUUAUUUAAAACUUUUGGUGAGUUGAAAGGACUAAGAAUGCCAAAAAAAAUGGUUGGUACAGGUACACAUAGAGGUUUUGCUUUUGUUGAGUAUAAUUCUAAAACUGAAGCCAAAGUGGCAAUGGAAUCAUUAUGUCAUAGUACUCAUUUAUAUGGACGAAGAUUAGUAUUAGAAUGGGCCCAAGCUAGUGAAAAUUUAGACGAAAUGCGUAAACGAACUGCAGAUCAAUUCCAUUGGCCAGAAGCAAAAAAAAGUUCUAAAAGUGUUGCUGAUAUUAAUUUAGACCAGGAUAAUGACAAAGACAUUUGAUAAAAAAAUACAUUUUUAUUGAUACAAUUAACGAUGUUAUAUUAUAAUUUCUAUUUUUUUUAAAUAUAAUUAAAAUUGUUUUUAUCAAUGAUAAA
Messenger RNA from Daktulosphaira vitifoliae (grape phylloxera), 2756 nucleotides. Its product is annotated as probable RNA-binding protein 19. Gene Ontology annotation, molecular function: RNA binding. Lineage: Eukaryota; Metazoa; Arthropoda; Insecta; Hemiptera; Phylloxeridae. The coding region runs from base 193 to 2661 and encodes 822 amino acids. The transcript is spliced from 16 exons. The record is from RefSeq and is a predicted model, not a curated record.